Molecule: messenger RNA, 1447 nt
Organism: Zingiber officinale
Lineage: Eukaryota; Viridiplantae; Streptophyta; Magnoliopsida; Zingiberales; Zingiberaceae
Product: DNA repair protein XRCC2 homolog
Exons: 10
Coding region: 40-1062 (340 amino acids)
Biological process (GO): double-strand break repair via homologous recombination
Cellular component (GO): replication fork; Rad51B-Rad51C-Rad51D-XRCC2 complex
Molecular function (GO): DNA binding; ATP binding; ATP-dependent DNA damage sensor activity
Source: RefSeq, a predicted model, not a curated record
AGUUGUUUUUACGUGAGAGACCUCGCGCGCCAGUCUCUCAUGAACCCUAGAGGGAUAAACGACGAGGCGGAGGAUCCUCGAGCUUGGAUCCAUGGCGACGAGAGCGCAAAGACCAUGCUCGCUAGGCUUCUUAUCGAGCGCAGCCUCCUCCUCCUUCCUCCGCUCCACCGCCUUCCCCUUCGCGUCGGCAACGUCGUCGAGAUCACCGGCCCGUCCUCCUCGGCCAAAUCCCAAGUGCUUCUCCAGGCGGCUGUCCACUGUAUUCUUCCCAAAGAGUGGAAGGGUAUCCGUUUCGGGGGGUUGGAGCGCAUAGUGAUCUACUUUGAUCUAGAUUGCCGUUUUGACGUUCGCCGCCUCACCCAGAUCCUGAAGUUCCGUAUAUUGGGGGUCCUUGGAUCUAUCAAUGGAAGCAAUCGAGCACAUCAGGAGGGCUUUCAGGAAUAUCAUGGCGAGGCUUCAAUCAUGAACUCAGUAUAUGAUGAACUGAUUGUAGCUUGCAUGAAGCGCUUCUUGUAUAUCCGUUGUUAUGAUAGCUACGAAUUCCUAGCUGCUUUAAAGACCAUGCACUCACGCGCUCAAGUUGAAAGUGGAGUUCUUGGCGUUGGCAUUCAUUUUCUUUUGAUAGAUAGCAUCGGUGCCUUCUAUUGGAUUGAUCGUUCCAUUCAACCUUCGAAUUCCUUGGAUUAUAAGAGGGGAACUAUGUCUUUUCAACAUCUGGUAGAAACUAUUGUUCAGGAGAUACGGAAAUUCUUAGAGGUGCAACCUGUCCUGGUGUUAGUUUCUAAAGCAAGUAUAUUUGGUGCUGGAACGUCCAUUGAUGCACAGAGGGAUAUUGAAAUGUGUACUUCAAGCAGAGAUACAGACAAGGUUUUGUACCGCGAAUACAUGCCUUCUGCAUGGCAGGCAUUUGUAACUCACCGGAUAAACUUGCAACUUUCAGACAAGUAUACUAAUGACAAGAAAGGUGGUACAUCGCCAAUAUAUACAUCCGAGUGGGUGCAACCUCCGCUUAAUAUAAAAGAUCAAUUUGCUGUUGCAGAUGAUGGAAUCUACCUGAUCUAAACAUCCCAGAUCUUUUUGUCUCGCUGUUCAUUCUUCAGAAUCAUGCAUACACCGACAGGGAAAGCUGGCAUUUUGGUGCAAACGUGAUUUGAACCGAGCAUAUACAUAUCCUUUUCCUGGUUUCUACACGCAUGCCAGGGAAAGCUUCAAGUGUUUCAAUUUAUGGUGCAACGAUCCGCUUACAGUUAAACCUGACAUUUCUCAGCCUCAAGCUGUACUUUAUUCUCAGCGUUGUCUUCCUCCUCCGCAGUCAUUUCUAUGAUUGGGAUCUGUUUGUUAAUUUCCUCAGUCCAUUUACACGUGUAUAAUUUCAAACAUUGAGUUUAACAAAAUGGUUGUAUAUGCAUAAUAUUGAAACUCUGCCGUCCGUUUGGACGUUAAUAUA